Molecule: messenger RNA, 1658 nt
Organism: Moneuplotes crassus
Lineage: Eukaryota; Ciliophora; Spirotrichea; Euplotida; Euplotidae
Source: the annotation of a GenBank genome assembly
AUGGAGUAUGUGAAGAAGAAAAAAUCUGGUCUGAAGAAUGACAAAAGGAAGAAAAGACAAGACAAUUCAAGACCGACCUUUGACGAGCAGAAUGAUUCAGUGACAAACUCUUCGUAUGAUUCUAAUCAGGCUGAGCACAAGUCUCAAAGCCAUAAAGCUAGAAAGAAAAAUAGGAAUAGAGGAGAGGAUGACACUAACUCCUCGUCCAGGAAAGAUCCCUACAGCUCCUAUAGACCUAGCAAGCCAUCUAGAAGCUCUUAUAAUAGUGCUCAAGGGACUGAAGAUCUUGGUGACCAAUAUCAAGGCUCUAAGCCACCUCAGAUACAUACAAAGAAGAGAGACCAGAAAGCAUUUAAGAAAGGUCUUGAUAGAUCAAAGUCUAAUGAAAUAUGUAAAUUGUUUUUGACUGGAUCUUGCCACAAAGGAGAUGAUUGAAUUUUCUCUCACAAUUUGAGAGUCCAUCCAUGCAAAUAUAUUCAUGCAACUGGAACUUGUAGGAAUGGAGAGAAGUGUCCUUUUUCCCAUCAAAGACUUGAGCAUCACGAGAUCAUCCGAUUCAUUGAAGAGAACGAGGAUUUCCUUGACCAAGUCUAUAAGGAUUGUGGAGCAACAAAUCUUGGUGCCUAUUACUGCCAGUACAAGAUAGAAAAAGAGAAGAGAAACAAGGACAAGUACAGACCAGAAAUUCUAACCAAUGCUCAAGACCUUGUUCUUCCUAAUGAAAUGAGGAGAGAUAUAGACCUUCAAAAUACUAAAGCAAUAAUACCUCAUGGAAGGAGCCUUGAAGGACAUAUAAUAGAGACUCAUUCUCAUAAUACUGGGCAAAUGUAUGAUACUUUUAAUGGCGGCAGCUCAAUUCUAAUGGCAAAUCAGAGUAAAGAAAUGAUGUUAAACAUCCCAAGAAAUCAGAUUGACUUGCAGAACAGAGAUGGAAGAAUUCAAAAUUUGAUGACAGCAAGAAAUCCACCUCAAGCUCACAGAGAAAUACAAAGUCACCAUCAAAAUAUAAUCAAAAACCAAAGAGCUAAUCAAAUUCAAAACCGUAUGAUAAUUCCAAUUUCUGGAGAAGUGCCACGCCAAAUGGAUGCAUCAAUAAUUGGCCAAGGUCAAAGAAUGAAGAUAGCUGGUGGCCAUAUCCCCAUAAUGAGCACUAAUAGACAGAUUAGACAAGAGAUUCCUCUCAGAGGAAGAACUAUGAGUAAUCCCAGAGAUAUUCUUGCUCAAGAUUGUAUCAAUAGGGGCAUUUACAACUCUCCAAUUGUCCCUCAGAGUACUAGGGGAAAUCCUCAAAGUCAAUAUUCCAAGUCUCCCUCUCACUUCAGAGACGAAGACUUACAGCUGCAAAGAGAUAGGAUGUCUGUAAAAGCUAGGAGCUUCUCCUAUAACAGGAUGAAGAUCCACAACAACCAACAUGGGCAUCACCAAGUUAUUCCAGAUGGAUUCCCUGCUGAACAAGAGAAUGGUGACGAAAAAUUCUUCCCAAAGUCAGUCCUUUCCACAAUAUCUAGAUCUCAAGAGAAUGCAGAGGCUAAAGAUCAGGGAGACGAAGUCAAAGAGCUCGUCAGACUUGGAAUCCUUCCAGAAGACUACGAGAAAAUAUCAGUAUCUGAUGAUUCAGAUUAAUAGCGAUAAGUCAUCUUCAUCGUGUUUCAACUUCA